AUGUCCGCCAGAUCCAGCGCAGAGAUGGAAAAUACGCGUGCGAACACGUACAACAGUGCAUUCGCACACGGAGAGGGCAAGACGAGCCGCAUGACACCAGAAAAGGGCGAGGUGUCAGUGGUGAGCGGCGAGUUGCACCAGCUGGUGUCUUCUGUUGCAGCAGCAUUCGCGCCUGCAGAUGUCUCGCCUUCUGUUGAAGCUUGA
Messenger RNA from Trypanosoma grayi, 204 nucleotides. RefSeq lists its product as hypothetical. The coding region runs from base 1 to 204 and encodes 67 amino acids. The transcript has a single exon. The record is from RefSeq and is a predicted model, not a curated record. NCBI's taxonomy places the organism in Eukaryota, Euglenozoa, Kinetoplastea, Trypanosomatida, Trypanosomatidae.